Molecule: messenger RNA, 6567 nt
Organism: Homarus americanus (American lobster)
Lineage: Eukaryota; Metazoa; Arthropoda; Malacostraca; Decapoda; Nephropidae
Product: catalase-like
Exons: 10
Coding region: 105-1658 (517 amino acids)
Biological process (GO): hydrogen peroxide catabolic process; response to hydrogen peroxide
Cellular component (GO): cytoplasm; mitochondrion; peroxisome
Molecular function (GO): heme binding; catalase activity
Source: RefSeq, a predicted model, not a curated record
GCAGCAAACAUCAGCUGAGGGCGAUGCUAUAUCUCACUUCUCUCCGCUCACUCACCUGAACAUCAUCCUGUGUACUUGAAGGUGCACCUCUUCCAUCCACCAAGAUGCCACGCGACAACGCAGCAAACCAACUCAAUGAGUUUAAGAAGACCCAAAAGGGUACCGAACGCCUUACCACUGCUCAUGGGUGCCCACUUUCUGACAAACUCAACUCCUUGACUGUUGGAGCGCGAGGGCCCAUCCUACUUCAAGACAUACAGUUACUUGAUGAAAUGGCCCAUUUUGAUCGAGAGCGCAUUCCAGAGAGGGUUGUCCACGCUAAGGGUGCUGGUGCUUUUGGGUACUUGGAGAUUACUCAUGACAUCACCAAGUAUACUAAAGCCAAGCUAUUCAGUGAAAUUGGGAAGCGUACACCAUUGGUUGUUAGAUGUUCAACUGUUGGUGGUGAAAGUGGCUCUUCCGACACUGCCAGGGAUCCACGUGGUUUUGCUGUAAAAUUCUAUACUGAAGAUGGAAAUUGGGAUCUUGUUGGGAACAACACUCCCGUCUUCUUCAUCCGAGAUCCAAUUCUUUUCCCGUCCUUCAUCCACACACAGAAGAGGAAUCCUGUAACUCACCUCAAGGAUGCAGAUAUGUUUUGGGAUUUCAUAACUUUGAGGCCAGAAUCCACACAUCAAGUGUCUUUCUUAUUUUCUGGCCGAGGAACUCCUGAUGGGUACAGACAUAUGAAUGGCUAUGGCUCUCACACAUUCAAGUUGGUCAAUGACAAGGGAGAAGCAGUAUACUGCAAGUUCCACUACAAGACAGACCAAGGAAUUAAAAACUUGAGUGCAAAGAGGGCUGAUGAGCUCUGUGGGUCAGAUCCUGAUUAUGCCAUUCGUGACUUGUAUAAUGCCAUCUGUAGUGGUAAUUACCCAUCAUACACCAUGUACAUCCAGGUUAUGACCUUGCAAGAAGCUGAAAAAUGUAAGUUCAACCCCUUUGAUCUGACGAAGGUGUGGCCUCAUGCGGAAUUUCCUCUCAUGCCUGUUGGUCGCCUCGUCCUCGACCGCAACCCCAAGAGCUACUUUGCUGAGGUGGAACAACUAGCUUUCUCACCAGCCAAUUUGGUGCCAGGAAUUGAGCCAUCUCCAGACAAGAUGCUGCAGGCUCGACUUUUCGCCUAUAAUGAUACCCAUCGUCAUCGUCUUGGAGCCAACUUCACUCAGAUCCCUGUGAACUGUCCCUACCGUGCUCGUGUCAAAAACUACCAGCGUGAUGGUCCCAUGACUGUUGAUAGCAACCAGGAAUGUGCACCCAACUACUACCCAAACAGUUUCUCUGGUCCUUGUGACUGCAAGAGCUUUGGGGAGAGCAAGUUUACUGUGCAGGGAGAUGUUACUCGUUACAACAGUGAGGAUGAAGACAACUUUACUCAAGCUGGCAUCUUCUACAAAAAGGUGCUGAAUGAGGAGGAACGCCAUGACCUUGUGGAGAAUAUUGCUAACCACCUAAUUAAUGCACAGGAGUUCCUGCAGGAAAGGGCCAUCAAAAAUUUUUCACAAGCAUGUCCAGAAUAUGGUGCUGGCAUCCGUACAGUUCUGAACAAGCUCAAAAGUCAGGCAGCUUCCAAGAAUACUUCAAUCUCUGCUGCCGCAGCCUCUAAUGCCAAACUCUAAAUUGUGGCUCAGACCAUUUCCUUUGUUACUAAAGCUGCACAUUUUAAGUUGUUUUUCAAAGUAAUUGAGUAUCAGGACUUUGUUUUAUAUAUAUAUAUAUAUACAGUAUAUAUAUAUAUAUAUAUAUAUAUAUAUAUAUAUUUGAUAUAUUUGAUUCAUUGUGUAAGGGUAUUCUUGCAGGUAACCUUUGAUCUUUUAUUUUUCCAGAAUAGUGAUAGUUUUUUUUAUGGUACCUGUAUAUUAUUUUAUGAGUAAUGGAGAAAUACUAGAGAAUGGAUCAGGGACAUUACCAGUGUUGGGUUAUAACUACCCAAUUAUUAUGAUAACAUUCAAUAGAUUUUAUGAAGAAUGAAUGAAGAUGUAUACUACAUGUUAAAUACCUAUUAUCCCAAUGAUUGUUAAUAAUGUUGUACAAUAGCAAAAAAAAAAUAUAAAAAUGUAACAAUUAUUAAUACUUGAUUCUUUCCACACUUUACUUCUUUGGUACAGCAGGUAGUGACUAGCUAUUGCAUGUGUGUAAUAACCUGGUCAGCCUCAACUCAAGAAAUGUUUCACGUUGGGGAGAUUGUUAGUGUGGUAAAGGGUAGACAGUAUAUGAUUGAUGAUGGUAAUGAUACCUUUAGGAAUAUUCUAUACAGAUUAAAUUUUAUGAUAGGAACAAAUUAUUACUAAUGGUAUUCUCUUAUUCCUUGGCUGUUUUUGUUUAAGGAUUUGUUACAAAGGUUUUCUAUCCCCAAGAAUAUGAUAUUCUUUACCUCAGAUACUUAAACUAGUUAUUCUAGUUAUUACCAAUGUCAUCUCUCUGUUAGGCUGCUCAAACUACAUGUCAAAGAAUUUUUAUCCAAAUAUAGAGAACCUGUCUGGUCAUGGCCAAGUGUAUCAGUAGAAGGAGCAAUGGGAUAUAUAUGGGAUGAUAUCCCUAAUAUGUUAGCAGCGAAAGGCUUUCAUAGGUACUGAUCAUACAAUACAAAGAGUGGAUUACAUAAUGGGUCUACAUGUCAUAUUUUGUGCCAAUAUUCAAAGGUCUUUAAGCACCCCUAGUUCGAUAGUAAUGGAUUAUUGAUUUCUUUUUGUUUACACUGAACCCCUAUGCUACAGGAAUUCUGGUUAUGGAAAUUUGCCCUUACGGACAACAUAAAUCACUACCACUAAAAUCAAGAUAUGGAAUGUAAAUUGGCCCUUAUGGUAUUUUAAGUAAAAUAUACAAAUUUAAUCACUAAAUGCAAAAAAAAAAAUAAGAAAUUCUAAAAGUUUUGCGCACAUCAUUUACGUUGGUGGCAAGCUUUGUUUUGAAUCUGGGAGCACGUCAGUUACAGUCUGCUUCUGUAUCUAGCUGUUGUUGUUCUAAGAUUUAUCCUCACUGAUGUGCAUUUCCAAUCCCCUCAAAAUGUCUACAAAAAGGCCAGCAAUUUCAAAUGCAAGUACUGUACUACACCUAAACAAGCACGUAAAGGAAUUACAUUGGAUGUAAAACUCGAUAUUUUAAAUCUCUGGUUAGUAAAACUCAUGUAAUUUUAUGUACAGUAUUUACUCUUACUGUAUAAUAAAAUUUCUAAACUAUAAUUCAAGUGUUAAGAAAUGUACAUCUCCAAUUAUAAGUGCAUUUUUAUUACUUGUGUUGACUCCAAAAAAUUUCCGUAUAAAUGCAUCUUUACUUUUAACAUGGGAGUACAGUACAGUAUAUGUGCAAAAAUAAUUUGCACUACAUCCAUUCCAUAACACAGGGGUCCAGUGUAGUAGUUUUCUGUUGUUACUGGCUAAUGUCUCUAGGUAAGUAGUGGUUGGGUUUAUCAGUGUUCUCAGUGAUAUGCAGUGUAUAGAAAGAUUGUUUUCUCUGAAAUUAUAAAUACACUGCAGUUAUCACUGCACAACUUUGUUGUAAGUUAAUUACUUGUCAAACCAGUCAUCUGAAGAUGGUGUAUCUCCCCAGCCCUGGCUGACUGCAUGGACAAGGUUAUGGAGAUGCAUCCAGACACCUGGUGGACAGUUGAAACAUACCCACCACUCAAAGUUACUAAGAACUCGUUUACAAUUCUCCAACAAAUGAUCAAGCUUCUAUAGCAAUUCAGUCAAAAUAUAAUUAUUUUUUUACAAAUUGGAUCCCCAGUCAUAUGGAUUCAUUGGAAGGGACUUAUUUUGGUGAAAAAAAUUCAUUCAUCCAAAUGCCGUACAGGUAUACCUCGCUGUACUGUUGGACACAUGUUGUUGAAUGUCGGUCACAUGUUGUUGAAAGUUCCUUGUUAAGUGAAACAACGUACAGUAUUGUACAGUGAACACAAGUUUGCCUUAGACCUAAUGAUAGAAAUAGUGACAUCUUGGUCAAAAUUUUCUAAAAAAAAAUAUUGUUAACUUAAACAAUAUUGCUAUCAUUUAAAAUAAGUAUGUCAAGAAGAUAACAUUGACCAGAGAUGGUUGAGGAGACUACAUACAGAGGCCGGCUGGUGCAGGGAGCGAUGAACUUAUUGAGACGAAGUGGCAGGAUUACCUGUCUCUUCAUCUAUGGAUGUACGUUUAAGAUAAUGGUAAAAAAGUUGGUGAACAACUUUCUUCUUGUUUGUACAGUUCCUUAUAGCAAUUACAGGUGCCCCACUUUAAGCACAUACCUUAGUUUUGUCCCUUUUCUCACAAACUGUUCUCACUAUUUGGUAGGUAGGACAACUGUUCAGACAAUGUAAACCACUUGUUUGCCAGCAUUAGAGCACCUGAGAACAUAUAAUUUAACCAUGAGAUUAGAGUAUGAUUUUUUUCUUGACAGAGGCACAAACCUCACUUGCUGGGCAUUUUCCUCUCAACUUAUUGGGUUUUGAUCUAUUGAUCAUGUUUUUACUUGUCUCUUAGCAAAUGAACUCAAAUGAAUAUGGUACUAAUGGCUAGAUUGAUGCUAGAAAGGGGAUUUGGUAAUUGUUAGCAGUGUUAGGCUACCCAAAGUAGGCCACUGUUGCCGUGUUCAUGUGUCAUGAAAAAUAUUUUUUUUCUCCAAUUCCUCAACAACCCACCUAGUGAAACAGCAUAUAGCAAGGCAACGUAGAGCGAGGUAUAACUGUAUCAAAUAGUAUGUAAACUUCUUAGCAUCUUGUAAAUGAGUUCAUUCUCAAACCUAUGAUUUGAAAUAAAAAAAUAUAUACUUGUAUGUAUUAGUUUGCAAAAAAGAAAAAAAAAAGGAAAUACAUUUAAAGUUACUUUUUUAAGACUACUUUAUGUUGUAAACAAACAUGCAAAUUUUAUGUCAAUCUAGUGAAAAGAAGGAUUAUAUUACAGUACUAUAGAAUAUGGGGUAACUGGUGGAAUAAAUGGACGGAAAGUUACUGUACAUCAGAGUGGACGCAUCUUGGUACGUAAAAUACACCUAAAUAUUUAGACCAGUUGCACCAAAUGCUGUGAAAAUCUCUGAAAACUGGCAGCUGAACUGAUAAUACAAACUUUUGAUUUCUGGAUUUAGAAACUGACAGUUACGUCAAUCAUGAUAUCCUUCUUUGGCUGGAUGGACAAAAAAGAAAUGCACAUUUUUGAGGUUGUUUUAUUUUUAUAAUUAUUAGUUUAACACAAGGAGUUUAAUAGGUUCUAAGGAUAUAUUACACAUAAAUUUUGCAGUUAAUUUGGGAAUAGGUGCUUAGGCUGUGAAAACAAAAUGCAAACUUGUUAAACAUUCAGAAUGCUUGCUUUGGGAUGCUUUGUCCAGUUUAUUUGGGCCAUUUAAUGGUGAUUGUUCCACUUAAAGGAGAACUCCAGAGGAAAAUUAUAUAAUAAGGUGCACCUAAAAGCUUCAAACCUUAUGUUAAUUAAAUAUACUGUAUUCAUAUCCAUAAAUAAUGAAAUAACCACUUGAAAGACAAACUCUGUCAAGCAUCCAACAAACCCCCAAAUGGCUGUGACAUCACUGUAAACAUUAUGAAGAAGGUGUUGUUAAGAUGUUAGUCAUUUUGCUUCUGCAUAACAGUUUCCAUCUCCAAUUAUUCUAGAUCAUUGUACUGAAGUUACCGAUACUGUAUAUUAAAAAUUACAAUUUAAGAAAUGGCAUCUUAAGAAGAUUAGGAACCUUCACUGAUUUCACUUUAUUAAUAAUCAUCAGGUAAAAUAAACAUGGGUUCCUAAUCUUCAUGAGACCCACAAAAUCUAAUACUGUACUGUACAGUAUAGUACAAUACAGUACAAUAUAUUUUAAAUAGAUCAGUUCUCUACUAUAUUGCAUAAAAUAUAAAUUUACAAAAUUAGGCAUCUGACAAUGAUCAUAGUGGAGUGUGAACGGUGAAAAUUGUGUGCUUUCUCAACAAAUGUAAGAGAUGGAUUAAAUGUUUAGGUUGCAAUAUACUGUUUAAUGCCCAUGAAAAUUUGUGUUGUAUUCAUUAAUUUUGUAGAAACAAAUUUUGACUUGUAACUAUCCCAAAGCAACUAUAACCCCUUCAUAAAGCUGCUGUGAGCCUUCUAGAUAUAAUUUUUUUAUGACUUCAGGAUGUCUUGUCUUUAGCAAAUUUCUGGAAAAAAAUUUGUUUGCUUUUUAAUUGUUUGAACUAUUUUUUCUUCAAUUUUUUAUUAAUUUUUGUUAAAGUACCAAUGAUAUAAAAAAGUAUGUGAUUGGAGUUAACCUUUAAGGCAACAAAAUCAUUUAAGUACAGUACUGUAUUUUAAUGAAUAAUUCAGGUGUUAUUGGCAAGUUUUCAGCGCCUGAAUUGGUGCUAUAUAUUUACUGUUGAAAAUGACAACAAUAUGACAAACUACUGUACAGUAUGUCCAUAUUAAAAUUUUGUUACUCAGGUUCAUUGUAAGAUUGGCAUUUACAUGAUAAAGGUUGUAUGUCGGUGUGAUAAGACAGCUAACUUUUUGCAUUAUAUAUGGAUUGGAAAUGGUAUAUUAACUGGAGCAUUGUUGUAAAGAAAUUUCAGGUUUAUAAAUAUAUUCACCAACAUAUUCA